This is a messenger RNA of Temnothorax curvispinosus, 3214 nucleotides long. RefSeq names its product peroxisomal membrane protein PEX13 (gene Pex13). Gene Ontology annotation, cellular component: peroxisomal importomer complex; peroxisome; peroxisomal membrane. Gene Ontology annotation, biological process: protein import into peroxisome matrix, docking. Gene Ontology annotation, molecular function: protein binding. The record is from RefSeq and is a predicted model, not a curated record. The coding region runs from base 263 to 1447 and encodes 394 amino acids. NCBI's taxonomy places the organism in Eukaryota, Metazoa, Arthropoda, Insecta, Hymenoptera, Formicidae. The transcript has 5 exons.
UAAUACCGCAUGAGGUGACGUUCUGGAACGUUUCGCGAUUUGAAAGGACGCCCCGGAGUCCGGAGUAUCCUUCGGACGUGAAAAAGGCACGCGUGGUCCACCGCUCCACGCAGAUCACAGAUUCCGGGAAUUCCGUCAGUGAAAUCCGUGAACUUUGAACCGCGCUAUCAGCGCGGAAUCGGCGGACCGUUUACGCCGUCGGUUGUCGCGCGUGCCGAUGUCGCGAGAGUCCACGGAAGAACGGACGUGAGCUUCGAGAGCGAUGGCACCGGGACGGAGUAACGUUAUCAACGGCAACCAGCUCAGGAACUCCUCCAGCAUUUCGUACAGUAUGCCGGGACUAAAUUUGCCCUUCCAAACCGCUGGAGCUGUUCCACCGCCGUUGCCACCUCGCCAGCCGGCGCAAAGUUACUCGGGGUACAACGACUACAGACCGUAUGGCUCGAGCUAUGGCUACGGGAAUUAUGGGAGCUACGGGUACGGAGGUGGUUACGGUGGUUACCGAGGUUACGGUGGAUAUGGAUCUUUUGGUAGUUACAAUCCCUAUGGCAGCAGCUAUGGCCAAAUUGGAGGGCACAGUGGUGACGUAGAAAACAGAUUUCAACAAUACGCGGAGGAAAGCACGAGAUCGACUUUCCGCGUGGUGGAGUCUGUGUUACAGACAUUUUCGUCAAUCACGAUGUUGCUGGAAUCAACGUAUUUCGCAUUGACGAAUUCGUUCCGAGCGAUUUUAAGCGUGGCGGAUAAUAUCGGUAGACUGCGUUCAACAGUCGGCCAGCUAUUGAGCACGUUUGCUUUAAUCCGUGUCAUGAAAUGGAUCUACAGAAAAAUUUUAUUUACGCUUGGUCUUCAAACGCAAAGUGCUGUUGCCGAGGAUUUGUGGCAACAGUCGGUGUCACAGCUAAACGGAGAACGGCCGACGACUACGUCGGCGACGAAUGAACGGAUUUCUCCGUGGAUGAAUAUUCUACUCCUCGGCGUGUUUGUCGCUAUUCCAUAUCUAAUUCACAAGAUAACGAGUAGCAUAAAGCAGAGUCAAAUAAAAGUUAACGAUCCGAAAGAAUGGGUGAAAUGCGAGGAUCCUGUUUGCGUGGCGACAGCGAUGUACGAUUUCAUGGCGGUUUCUAACGAGGAAUUGAGCCUGAGAGCCGGUCAGAAAAUAUGGUUGGCGCCGCGCUCUUUGCAAUCUAAAAGCAUACCAGGUUGGUGGAUAGCCACCGACAACAGGAACGUCGGUUUGGUGCCUGCCAAUUACGUAACUAUAGUGGGACAAUUGAAGAGGAAAUCGGAAUCAGAAAGCAAUGGAAAUGUCACCGCAUCUACGGUAAUUCCAACUUCCAUGCAAAGUGCGACCGUUCCCGGUGAACAGAUGAAUACGCUAGAACCUAACGCUAGCCAACAAAGUACUGACUUCUCUGAGAAUAAUAUUAAAGAUGAUCUCCUUUAGUCCAAAUACAUUGGGAGACCAUCGAUCUAAAUUUACUUGUUCGGAUAGUCACGAAGUGAUAAUGUCUACCUUAUAAUAUAUGGCCUACUAUGCCUUUAUAGGACAUGACUGAUAUAAAAUAAUAUUAACAAAAAUACGCGCCAUAUAUUUACUGGGUAUCAAACAAAGCGCGGUGAGUCUUUUUCAACACAUGCUUGAAUUAUAGUUACGAAAGUCGAUUUACUGAGACUUUUAUGAUUUAUCUCUAUUGGGGGAAAAUUCACCGAUGACCGUAAAAUAAGAACGGUUUCGGUAUUUUCAAUUUACAGUAAUAUAUUACCUUUCUAUAUGUUAAGUUAUUCAAAUAAAGGAGAAUUUGUAACAUGCAUACAUUUAUAAAUUUAAGCCUUUGAAUAUUCAAUCAGAAGAGAAGCAACAAACUCGUAUCAUUUCGCAGAUAUCGGUGCAUAAAUGAUUUUUUAUUUCUUACAAUGAAUGUUUGCAAAUGCGAGAUAUUUCAAUCUUGCACUUGCACUCAGCUGCAAUAACGCUGGUGUUCAACGAAUACUCGAGCAAAACUUAUAUCAAAACUGUAUGAUUUUUUUGUUCAUAUGAUUGUUUGACUUACAACUGCUUGCUCAUACAAGGAAAAUCGGUAACUUGCAUGUCACAAGCUCUCUUUGAAAGGGAAUAUUCGCAAUGUAGUGUCACAAUCUCAUGUGUAAAAUGAAGCACAGGACAAUACAAUCGCGUUUAUAUUUAGAAAUCAAAUUGCAUAAAAAAUAACUGCAAUAUUACGCUAAUAAUUUUCAAAAUAUGAGAUGGCUCCAAAUUGCAGAAUCUCUGAAAAGUAUUUGACAUAAAAAAUCAUUGACGAUUAUAGAACUUUUGUAAAUCCAACAUGUAAUUCACUAAUUCUAUUUAUAACUGCUAUAUCUAAAGGUACAUAUACCAGUUUUUAAUUUAUAUUGACUUCAGUAUGAAAAAAAUUAACUGCUUCAAUUGGUAAAGCAGUCUGCCUUUUCUGUUACCGAUUUAAAAAACCUAAUCAAAAUAUACUAAAGUAUAGACGCGAUUGUUCGGGAAAAGCUAUGAUAUUAUUUAUAAUAUAUGCAAUUAUAGAAUUUUGUACAUUUUUUGUAAUAUUUUUUAAUUGUAACUAUUUUUCCUACUCCAUUCAGUGUUUUGUAUUGGAUUUGUAAUGGAAGUAACUUGCAUAUAUGUACAUAUAUGAUAUAUUUAUAGGCACAUUUUUCUUCACAAAUUGGAAUUUAAGAUAUUGAAUUUGUGAGAUUCGACAGUCCUAAUGUAUUCUUCAAUGUUGAGAACGUUUCUCUUUAUGUCGUUUUAAAUAAAAUUUACAAAAUUUUAUUAUACGUUAAUGUAUAAAAAUGUUGAUAUUUAUGCUUGAAGAGUCUAAUGAGAAUUGAUUCGUAUUCAUGACUUAUCGGGAAAGCAUUGAAUUACUGCGUAAAGAAAUUUAAUAUAAUAAAACGUGUUUUGCCGCUAAGCUACCUAUCAAUAUGCUCUUGAGAAAUUGAAAUCGGUUGGGCACGUAUAACGGAUUCUGAUCGGAAUUGUUUAGUUAUUUCCUAGAUUUCUAUUGUGUUUUCUAGGGAAAAUGGAAUAAUUCCGAUUGGAAUUCAUUUCGAAAAAUUCCAUAAUAUGUGCCCUUAUCUAGUUAAUUAGGAACAAUAAUCACACGAAAUUUAGAUAGGCAUAUAUCGAUUUGGACGAUUAUAUAUAGCACUAAAUACGAAACAAAAUAAAUGAUAUAACUAUGGAUUA